UUUCUUUCUCCCUAGAGUUCCGUUGUAGUUGCUGUUGAUAAUCACUGUAGAGAACACUGAACUUUGGAAAAAAUGUUAGAAACUGUAGAUAAAAAUCGGGCCCUGCAGGCAGCAGAGCGCUUGCAAGCCAAGCUCCGGGAGCGCGGGGAUGUAGCCAAUGAAGACAGACUGAACCUUCUCAAGUCAGUGCUGCAGAGCCCGCUCUUCAGUCAGAUUCUGAACCUUCAGACUUCUGUACAGCAGCUGAAAGACCAGGUAAACAUUGCAACUUCAGCAAUUUCAAACGUCGAAUGUGCCCAUAUUCCACAUCUCAGCCCAACUUUAAUUCCUACGCUGCAAAAUGAGUCGUUUUUAUUGUCUCCAAAUAAUGGGAAUCUGGAAGUUCUUACAGGGUUGGGUACUUCACACAUCAAUGGGAAACCUGCUUGUGAUGAAUUUGAUCAACUGAUCAAAAAUAUGGCCCAGGGUCGCCACAUUGAAGUUUUCGAACUCCUCAAACCUCCCUGUGGAGGCCUUGGGUUUAGUGUUGUGGGACUAAGGAGUGAGAACCGGGGAGAACUGGGAAUAUUUGUGCAGGAGAUCCAGGAGGGCAGUGUGGCUCACAGAGAUGGAAGGUUGAAGGAAACUGAUCAGAUCCUUGCUAUUAAUGGACAGGCACUUGAUCAGACAAUUACACAUCAGCAGGCCAUCAGCAUCCUGCAGAAAGCCAAGGAUAAUGUCCAGCUGGUUAUCGCCAGAGGCUCAUUGCCGCAGCUGGUCAGCCCCAUAGUUUCCCGUUCUCCAUCUGUGGCCAGCACAAUUUCAGCUCACUCGAAUCCGGUUCACUGGCAGCAUGUGGAAACUAUUGAAUUGGUGAAUGACGGUUCUGGUCUGGGAUUUGGCAUCGUAGGAGGAAAAGCAACUGGCGUGAUUGUGAAGACCAUCCUGCCUGGAGGAGUGGCUGAUCAACAUGGGCGAUUGUGCAGUGGUGACCACAUUCUAAAGAUUGGUGACACAGAUCUAGCAGGAAUGAGCAGCGAGCAAGUAGCCCAAGUCCUCCGACAGUGUGGAAAUAGAGUCAAGCUGAUGAUCGCACGAGGUGCCAUAGAAGAGCCUACAGCAUCCACCUCUCUGGGUGUCACGCUGUCCUCAUCCUCCUCUUCGACGCCAGAGAUGCGAGUUGAUGCUUCUACUCAGAAAAGUGAAGAAAAUGAGACAUUUGAUGUAGAACUCACGAAAAACGUCCAAGGAUUAGGAAUUACCAUUGCUGGUUACAUUGGAGAUAAAAAAUUAGAACCUUCAGGAAUCUUUGUAAAGAGCAUUACAAAGAGCAGUGCUGUUGAACAUGAUGGAAGAAUCCAAAUUGGAGACCAAAUUAUAGCAGUAGAUGGCACAAACCUUCAGGGUUUUACCAAUCAGCAAGCAGUAGAGGUGUUGCGACACACAGGACAGACUGUGCACCUGACACUAAUGAGGAGAGGAGCGAAGCAGGAAGCUGAGCUCACCGCGGGGGAGGACGUCACAAAAAGCACGGUCGCGUCUCCCAUUAAUGCCAGUGUAAGCAAAGAAAAUUAUGAAGAAGAUGAAGGUUCUUUAUCUUCAGUGAGAGGUGCCAGUACAUUACAAACUGAAGAAGAAGGCAAACACCUGGAGCCAGGGUAUCCGUUACUGUCAGCUGAGAUGGGAGAAAUACAAGACGUGCGGCAACAGGAAGCGGCCCUGCUGACAAAGUGGCAAAGGAUUAUGGGGAUUAAUUAUGAAAUAGUGGUGGCCCACGUGAGCAAGUUCAGUGAGAACAGUGGGUUGGGGAUAAGUCUGGAAGCAACAGUGGGACAUCAUUUUAUCCGAUCUGUUCUACCAGAAGGUCCUGUUGGACACAGCAGGAAGCUUUUCAGUGGAGAUGAGCUACUGGAGGUGAAUGGCAUAACUUUGCUUGGGGAGAGUCACCAAGAUGUGGUGACUAUUUUAAAAGAGCUGCCUAUAGAGGUGACAAUGGUGUGCUGCCGUCGAACUGUGCCAGCCACCGCCCGGGCAGGACUGGAGAGCCUGGACUUAUGUGACAUUGAACUAACAGAACAGCCUCACGUAGACCUCGGUGAGCUCAUCGGGUCCUCGGAGACAGAGGAGCCCGUGCUGGCGAUGACGGAUGUGGGUCAGGAUGGAGAGGAGGCUCAGGGACCUUUGGCCAUGUGGGAGGCUGACGUUCAGAACAUAGAGCUGGAAAAGGGGAGCAGAGGACUUGGUUUCAGCAUUUUAGAUUAUCAGGAUCCAGUUGAUCCAGCAAGCACUGUGAUUGUAAUUCGUUCUUUGGUGCCUGGUGGUGUUGCCGAAAAGGAUGGACGGCUUCUCCCUGGGGAUCGACUCAUGUUUGUCAACGACGUUAACUUGGAAAACAGCAGUCUUGAAGAAGCUGUACAGGCACUGAAAGGUGCACCCUCAGGAACUGUGAGAAUAGGCGUUGCCAAGCCUUUGCCUCUUUCCCCAGAAGAAGGUUAUGUUUCCGCUAAGGAGGACUCCCUUCUCUACCCACCACACUCCCGCGAGGAGGAAGGGCUGCCUGACAAAGCCCUCUUCAGGGCCGACUGGGCUCUGGUGGACACGGACGAUGCUGACUUAGCAGACGAGUCUGCAUUCGAGUCUCACUACUCUCCUGAUCAUGACAGUAUCUACUCCACUCAGACCUCUGUUUUAUCCCUUCAUGGCAGUGCUUGCAGUGAUAGCCUGAAUUACGGUCCCUCCCUUCCGUCUUCUCCUCCCAAGGAUGUUACUGAAAGUUCUUCAGAUCCAAUUCUUGAUCUCCAUAUGUCCUUGGAGGAGCUGUACGCCCAGAAUCUCCUACAAAGACAGGAUGAGAGUUCGCCUUCCGUAGACCUGAACAUGGGGACUGCUUCUGGCUUUACUGUAAACGAUUAUACACCUGCGAAUGCUGUUGAACAGCAGUACGAAUGUGAAAACACAAGAAGAUGGACUGAAUCUCACCUACCAAAUGAAGUUAUAGCAAGUGCAGAACUGAGUUCUCCUGUGCUAACUGAUUCACCUGGAAAGGGCUCCAAGUUCUUAAUGCAACAGGGUUCCCUGGCCUCUGCUGCUGAGUGUGUCAUGUUCCAAAAUAUAUCCAAAGAAUCUUUUGAGAGGACUAUUUCUAUAGCAAAAGGCAAUUCUAGCCUAGGAAUGACCGUAAGUGCUAAUAAAGAUGGCUUGGGGAUGAUCGUUCGAAGCAUCAUUCAUGGAGGUGCCAUUAGUCGAGAUGGCCGGAUUGCCGUUGGGGACUGCAUCCUGUCAGUCAACGAAGAAUCUACUAUCAGUUUAACCAAUGCCCAGGCACGAGCCAUGCUGAGAAGACAUUCUCUCAUCGGGCCUGACAUAAAAAUUACUUACGUGCCUGCGGAGCAUUUAGAAGAGUUCAAAGUCAGCUUGGGACAACAGUCUGGAGGAAUAAUGGCACUGGAUAUUUUUUCUUCAUAUGCCGGCAGCGACAUUCCAGAACUACCAGAGCGAGAAGAAGGAGAGGGGGAAGAAAGUGAACUUCAAAACGCAGCAUACAGCAACUGGAAUCAGCCCAGGCGGGUUGAACUUUGGCGAGAACCGAGCAAAUCCUUGGGCAUCAGCAUUGUUGGUGGACGAGGGAUGGGGAGCCGUCUGAGCAGCGGUGAAGUGAUGCGGGGCAUUUUCAUCAAACAUGUUCUUGAAGACAGUCCAGCUGGCAAAAACGGAACCUUGAAACCCGGGGACAGAAUAGUAGAGGUGGAUGGAAUGGACCUCAGAGAUGCAAGCCAUGAACAAGCUGUGGAAGCCAUUCGGAAAGCAGGCAACCCUGUAGUCUUUAUGGUACAGAGCAUUAUAAACAGACCGAGGAAAUCCCCUUUGCCUUCCCUGCCGCACAACCUUUACCCUAAGUACAACUUGAGCAGCACUAACCCAUUUGCCGAUUCUCUUCAGUUCAACGCUGACCAGGAAUUACAGAAUCCAAGUAGAGUUACCUUCCGUUGUUCCCCAACUAACCCUUUUGCUCCCACACCGUUGAAGGUGCCCAGUCAGUCAGAACCCGAGCCGGAAAAGGCUCCGCCGUGCACUGUGCCCCCGCCCCCUUUCUCCGCAUGUGCAGAAACAAGUGGGGAUCAUACACAGUCAUCUGCAAGCAAAAUGUCAGAGGAUGUGGACAAAGAGGAUGAGUUUGGUUACAGCUGGAAAAAUAUCAGAGAGCGUUACGGAACCCUGACGGGCGAGCUGCAUGUGAUUGAGCUGGAGAAAGGUCGCAGUGGUUUGGGCCUGAGUCUUGCUGGAAACAAAGACCGAUCCAGGAUGAGUGUCUUUAUAGUGGGGAUUGAUCCAAACGGAGCAGCUGGGAAAGAUGGGCGACUGCAGAUUGCAGACGAGCUUCUCGAAAUCAAUGGUCAAAUUUUAUAUGGAAGAAGUCAUCAGAAUGCUUCAUCAAUCAUUAAAUGUGCUCCUUCUAAAGUAAAAAUAAUUUUCAUCAGAAAUAAAGAUGCAUUGAGUCAGAUGGCUGUAUGUCCUGGGCAUACAAUGGAACCUUUGCCUACCGCCUCAGAGAAUCUUCAAAAUAAGGAGGCUGAACCGAAUGUUACUACUUCUGAUGCAGCUGUGGACCUCAGUUCAUUUAAAAACGUGCAACAUCUGGAGCUUCCCAAGGACCAGGGGGGUCUGGGCAUCGCCAUCAGUGAAGAAGACACACUCAGCGGGGUCGUCAUAAAGAGCCUCACAGAGCACGGGGCAGCAGCCAAGGAUGGACGGCUCAAAGUUGGAGAUCAGAUCUUGGCUGUCGACGAUGAAGUUGUUGUUGGCUAUCCUGUUGAAAAGUUUAUUAGCCUUUUGAAAACAGCGAAGACGACAGUGAAACUUUCUAUUCGUGCUGAGAAUCCAGACUCCCAGGCCAUUGCUCCAGUAGCUGCUACAGCCAACGGAGAGAAAAAGAACAGCUCCCAGUCUCCAAUGGUCGCACCAUCCGUCUCCCCAGAGCCGGAGACCGUCCGAAGUACAAGCAGGUCGUCCACACCAGCGAUCUUCGCUUCCGAUCCCGCCACCUGCCCCAUUAUCCCAGGCUGUGAAACAACAAUCGAGAUUUCCAAAGGCCGAACAGGGCUGGGCCUGAGCAUCGUGGGGGGGUCCGACACACUGCUGGGAGCCAUCAUUAUCCAUGAAGUUUACGAAGAGGGAGCAGCAUGUAAAGAUGGAAGACUCUGGGCUGGUGAUCAGAUUUUAGAGGUGAAUGGAAUUGACCUGAGAAAGGCCACGCAUGAUGAAGCCAUCAAUGUCCUGAGACAGACACCACAGAGGGUGCGCCUGACGCUCUACCGAGAUGAGGCCCCAUACAAAGAGGAGGACGUGUAUGACACCCUCACUGUCGAGCUGCAGAAGAAGCCGGGGAAGGGCCUGGGCUUGAGCAUUGUUGGUAAAAGAAAUGAUACUGGAGUAUUUGUAUCUGACAUUGUCAAGGGAGGAAUUGCAGAUGCUGACGGAAGACUCAUGCAGGGAGACCAGAUACUGAUGGUAAACGGAGAAGACGUCCGUCAUGCCACCCAGGAAGCCGUCGCGGCGCUGCUCAAGUGCUCCCUGGGCACAGUGACCUUGGAAGUCGGAAGAGUCAAAGCUGGGCCGUUCCAUUCAGAGAGGAGGCCUUCUCAAAGCAGCCAGAUGAGCGAAGGCAGCCUUUCGUCAUUCACUUUUCCACUCUCGGGAUCCAGUACAUCUGAGUCACUGGAAAGUCACUCAAAGAAGAAUGCAUUGGCAUCAGAAAUACAGGGAUUGAGAACAGUUGAAAUUAAAAAGGGGCCUUCUGACUCGCUGGGAAUCAGCAUUGCUGGAGGAGUGGGCAGCCCGCUGGGCGAUGUUCCUAUAUUUAUUGCAAUGAUGCAUCCGAAUGGAGUUGCAGCUCAGACCCAGAAACUCAGAGUAGGGGAUAGGAUUGUCACUAUCUGUGGCACGUCCACCGAUGGGAUGACUCACACCCAAGCAGUUAACUUGCUGAAAAAUGCCUCUGGCUCCAUUGAAAUGCAGGUGGUUGCUGGAGGAGACGUGAGUGUGGUCACAGGUCAUCAGCAGGAGCCUGCCAGUUCUAGUCUUUCUUUCACGGGGCUGACGUCAAGUGGUAUAUUUCAGGAUGAUUUAGGACCUCCUCAGUGUAAGUCUAUCACGCUAGACCGAGGACCAGAUGGCUUAGGCUUCAGUAUAGUCGGAGGAUACGGCAGCCCUCACGGAGACUUACCCAUUUACGUUAAAACAGUGUUUGCAAAGGGAGCAGCUGCCGAAGAUGGGCGUCUCAAGAGGGGUGAUCAGAUCAUUGCUGUCAACGGCCAGAGUCUAGAAGGGGUCACUCAUGAAGAGGCUGUUGCCAUCCUUAAGCGGACAAAAGGCACUGUCACUUUGACGGUUCUCUCCUGAACUUGCUGCCAGAAUCGAGCCAUCCUAAACUCCUUGCUCACAUCCCAUACUGUAAAGAGAAUGAAACUGGUCCUGUGGAUAACUUUUCCCAUGCUGUCUUCAUCGGGCUCUUUAAAACUGUAGGGGGAGAAAAGUAAUAUUUAAGUUUGUUUUUCUCAUAUGGAAAUGAUUUUCUUACUGACAGCCUAGCAUCACCUUCCCAUUCUCCUUGCAUUUUGUGAUGUAAACUCAAAGAGAACGACUCUGCGUUGGCAAAUCCCGUCUUUUCUUCCUGAAGAUACUGACGUUUUGUAGUCACGUGGGCAGAAAUUAAUCCUGCUGAUUAGUAGAUAAAGAAAAAAUGAAUUCAAAAGCUAACCAAAGAGAAAUGGCUGCCUGACAUUAAGGUGAAAAGUGAAAAUAUAAAAUAAAGAAGAAAAUCUCAAAUGUUAUAAACAUAUAUUUUAAUCCCCUUCUCCCUGCUUCUAAAACAGAAAAGAAAAAACAUUGACUGAAAAUCUUUAAAAAUACUUUCAGUCUUUAAAAAUUUUGAAUAUUAUUAAAAAGUUCCAUCUCCUCAGCUCCAGUAUACACAUACUUAGUUUCCUCCUAAGAGGGGCUUCUGAGAUUGAGUAGAAAAGCAAAUGCAGGAAGCGGUGUCCCCAAGUUUGUAAAGAAGCAUUUACUGCACCAUAUUGAUGUUCAUUUUCACCUGCUAUAAAAUAUUUUCACCUUCCUAUAAGUAAAAUGCUGCUGCUGCCCCAUAUUGACUGUGGUUUCCCUAGAAAGCAGCUGUGUUAACCGUGGGCGAGUGUAGCUCUCCGAGUCUUCAGUGCUUGUUGUGAGGCGUGCAACACUCAAGAUGUGUCACCGUGCUGUGCAGUUGGUUUUCAAUUAGUAUUAAUCUUAAUGACAGAGAAAAAAGCAACGUGUUAGUAAUUAUUUUGGUUGUAUGCCAUUAGUAAAUUGAUAGAAAAAUUAAGGGGAUUAACAUAGCUUCAUUUUAUUGCCCUGUAUUAACAUCUUAUAAUACAAUAGUUUAAGACUAAGGGAAACAGAUGGAGCUGUUUAUUGAGACAACUGGUGAGGAAUUAUCAUGUGUUCAUUCCCAUUUUAGAGCGUGAAACUCCUACAUUAGAAUAUAUAAAGGCACUCUAAGUAUUAUCUAUAUUUGUAACGAAAGUAGUGUACAGAUAUUUUAUUACAGCACUUUUGUGUAAAUGCAGAAUUGAAGUGAAUAAAUAAGAUGUUUCAUGGUGCACAAAAAA
Molecule: messenger RNA, 7625 nt
Organism: Vicugna pacos (alpaca)
Lineage: Eukaryota; Metazoa; Chordata; Mammalia; Artiodactyla; Camelidae
Source: RefSeq, a predicted model, not a curated record